UACGUCACUGUCUGCGAUGCCAAAGAAUAAGUCCAAUUAAUGCCGUUGUUGGAACAUACGGUAUGAUCGUGUCUCAAUUACGCAUGCUAUGUUAAUUUUUUCUACCAUAUUCGUAAAUAUCACAUGCGCACGCCACUCAGUCACCUACUGCGACGUUAAUUCUAAUAAAAACAAACUCCACAAAUUCCACAACUCUUGUCGCCGCAUAACAGUGAAGCCUUGGGGAAGUCUUAUAGCACGGUUUAUGUUGAAGUUUUGCGUCAAUUUGUGUGUCUCAUUUGAAACGCAAAUGCUCGUAAUUUUAAGCAUGAACGCGAGGGUUUUUCUACUAUUCAUGUGUUCAAUUCAAAUCUGCAUUUCCUUGGGGAAUACUCUGGAUCACGAAAGCUCGUAUGAAGCCAACGCUGAUGAGGAAAACGGGACAAAACGCGAUCAAAUGCGCGAUGCUUUGGAGGAAUUCGAUAUGUCGUAUUUGAAAUGCAGCGACGAAAAUUGCGAAUUAAUCAAGGGAUCUGUCAAAGAGUUACCAGAGCCAGGACCUUGGGAAGUAGAAAAUAUCGGGCCUCAAAAUACUCAUACCCGCUCAAAGCGAAAGAUAUUUUUGCCUGAUAAUAGAUUACGUAUUCGGGAGAAUAGUGUUGGUCGUUUUCCAUUUAACAGCGCUGUAGCGAUACGAGUGAAUGGAGAAGUGAAGUGUAGUGGAGUUGCUUUAUUGCGACCUAGAUUCUUCCUGACUGCUGCUCAUUGUGUGCAACCUGACGAUCGCCGGAAAGAUCUCGAAGUUGGUGUUCUAUCAGGAUACAGAGAAAUGCUUUGGUCUAAAGUCGUUAACACUCGUGUUCAUCGAAUCUGGAAGAGCAAGAGAAAGUCCCCGAAGAUAAUUAAAAUGUGGCGCUUGAAAGACUAUGCUGUUCUGGAAACAAAAACACCGCUUCCAGUUACACCGAUGUCGAUUGGUUAUGUCGGUGCAGACGCAGACGGCAACGAAAUUCUUCGAGCAAAUAAAACUUAUAUGUAUUUCUCAGCGUUUGACGACGAGAGACGCUCAGAUGACCUGAAUAUGCGUUUUUGCCAAAUGAAGAAAAUAAAACCAUUGCGAAUUUUCAGCCGAUGUGAUACCGUCCCUAAGACUGCUGGCGCAGGUGUUUAUAUACGCAUGCGUAAUAAGGAGACUGGGAGAGUUGAACGUAAGGUCAUUGCCAUAGCAACGGGGGACUAUGGCGUCAAAGAUGAACAGAAGUAUUCAGUUGCAUUACGUAUAAAUUCACGAAUGUUUCCUCAUAUUUGCCGUUUUGUCACUGGAUCUUACGGUGGGUGCAACUGACAGUCUUUGAGCUCUGCAUAUUUUGAUAUUUGUGAAGUUAAAUCAUUUUGAAGUUAAGUCAGAUGGAAUCUUUAAAUAUAGCUGGGGCCUUGGGAGAAAACAUCACUGUGUAGCAUAUGGUCUUUCAAUUAGCAAUAAUCUGCCUGCAAAUUACAGUUUGUCAUUUUAUAUUGGCUACACUUGUAUGUGAAGGAAAAUAAAGUGAGUUGACAGAUGUUGCACAAAUUUGUGCUCGGC
Messenger RNA from Dendronephthya gigantea, 1561 nucleotides. Its product is annotated as inactive serine protease 35-like. The record is from RefSeq and is a predicted model, not a curated record. Gene Ontology annotation, biological process: proteolysis. NCBI's taxonomy places the organism in Eukaryota, Metazoa, Cnidaria, Anthozoa, Malacalcyonacea, Nephtheidae. The coding region runs from base 89 to 1324 and encodes 411 amino acids. Gene Ontology annotation, molecular function: serine-type endopeptidase activity. The transcript is spliced from 4 exons.